CUCGCCUCGUCGUCGUGCCGCGACUGGGGUCGGAGCGCAUGCGGCGCGCGGUGGCUGCCCGCGACGGGGGCCGACGUGGGCCUGUCAGCGGCGGCGACGCCCCCCCCGACGCUUCCUCCGAAGCUCGGUGUGCCCUGAUGUGUUUGUCCUGCUGGCUGGACGCCAGGCCCGACCGCACUCGGACCCCAGCUGGGGGGCCUCCGGCAGCAGACCCCGACCCGCGCGCGCGAUGGCCUCCCCGUGGGGCGCCGCCCUGCUCGGCGGGGAAAAGCCCGGCGCGGCGGUGGGAGGCGCGGCCGCCGGCUGCCGGGCCGCCGCGCGGAAGCAGGCGGCGAGCAGGCUCCUGCCGUCCGCCCGCCUCGAGCGGACCUUCUCCGCGCGCCUCGCCACGGACGGCCUCGGGGAGAGGUACACCUCGCUGGCCGACGACGCCGCCGCGGCGGAGAAGAAGCGGGAGGCCGCCAUGCAGAAGGGGCAGCUGGCGGAGAAGGAGGACUGCGACGAGGCCCUGAAGGGCGCAGAGCAGGCCCUCGAGCUCUUCCAGGCCGCGGGGGACGCCGUCGGGGUCGCGGACAGCUGCCGCCUGAUGGUUCACGCGUACAAGGCGAGGGCGGACGCGAGCUUCUGGGGGGCGGACGUGGCCAAGGCGGAGGAGGACCUGCGUGCGGCCGAGGAGUUCUGCAGGGCGAGGCUCGCGGGCUUCGAGGAGGCGGGGGAGCGGGUGUGCGUCGGCGCGAUGCUCCUGUCGCUGUCCGAGGUGAUCUACCUGCUCCCGAAGGACUACCGGCGGCGGGAGGAGGCGGCGCAGGCCGCCACGCAGGCCCGCGAGAUCUUCCAGCAGGCCGCCGCGGCCAAGCUCGAGGGCUUCGCCAUCGUGGCGCUCUUCAGGAUCGCCGUGGACCGGCUGGAGAGCGGCAGGGCGCUCGCGCUGGCGGGCGAGGCGCUGCAGGCCUUCCGGGCGCUGGGGGAGCCCGGCCUGGAGGCGAGGGCCCACGGCCUCCUCGCGGAGGCGAGGCAGCUCUGCAGCUGCGCCCCCGAGGCGGUGCGGGAGGCCCAGGCCGCGGUCAGGAUGUUCAGGGAGGUGGGGCCGAAGAAGAUGGAGGCCGCCGCCCAGCUGCUGCUCGCAGAAAUCUGCCUGGUCAGCGAGAAGUUCAAGGAAGCGCUGCCGGCCGCCAAGGAGGCGCUGCAGCUCUUCGAGGAGCUCGGCUACGGCAGGGGCUUCCAGCAGGCGUCCUUGGCCAUGCUCGCGGACAUCUACACGCAGCUCGGGGAAUCCCUGAAGGCCGUGGAGGUGGCCAAGGAGGGCUUGGCGAGGUGCCAGAAGGCUGGGGACAAGCGCGGCCAGGUGCUGGUCGGCAACGGGCUGAUCCUAGCGUACGUCGGAAGCGACGUCUACGAGGAGGGCGACAUGGCGGCGGCCCUGAGCGUGGCUGAGUCGAGCCUGUCACUCGCGCGCGAGUUGGACGACAAGGCGUGGGAGUCGCAGGUGCUCCACACCAUCCUCCAGCUGCACGUGCGCGCGGAGGACACCAGCAGGGCGGCGGACGUCUUCGAGGAGGCCAAGGCCCUCCUGAAGGAUACCGGCGACGACAGCGAGCUGGUCACGGUGCUGGACACCCUGGCCGCCAUGCGGGAGCUGGCCGGGGAGCUGGAGGAGUCCGUCCGGCUGCGCGAGGAGCAGCGCGCGGUGUGCCAGGGCAUGGGCGACAGGGUGCGCGAGGGCAUCGCCUGCCUCAAGGUCUCCGAGACGUGGAGCAAGGCAGUGCCGCUCUCCGCGGAGAGCCUGGACAAGGCGCUCUCGGCCGCUCGGGAGGCGCAGGGACUCUUCCUGGAGGUUGGGGACGUGGCGGGCGAGGCCGCAGCGCUCGUGAUGAUCGCGGAGGUGUGCCUGGCGGGCGGCGAGGGCUCCAAGGAGAGGCAGCCCAGCGCGGCGCUCACCGCGGCGCUGCAGGCCCAGGAGCUCUUCCAGCAGCUGGGCGACAGGGCCUCUGAGGCGGGCGCCCUGCAGACCGUGGCGACGGCGCACCUGGAGAUGGAGAAGCCCGCGGAGGCCAUCGCGGCCGCCCAGGGCGCCGUGGAGCUGGCCAAGCGAGCCGAGGACCGGAGGGGGCAGGUGGUUGCCAACGUCUUCGCCGCGCAGAUGACGCUCGCGGCCGCAAGCCUGGAGGUGUUUGCGGGGCAGGACCAGGCCAGGACGCUGAGGCGGCACGCCACCAGGGCGGUGAAGUCGGCCAAGGAGGCCUUGUCUACGGCGAGGAAGGUGGAGGACAGGUUCUUGAUUGGGGUCGCGACCUACUGCGUCGGGCAGACGCAGGUGGCGCUGGGAGGUUUCGAGGACGCGCUGAAAGCGGCCGACCAGGCGGUGGACCUCUUCCGCGCCAUCCAGGCCACGCGGGCGGAGGCGGACGCGAUCGGCCUGGUGGCCGAGGUGCACCUGGCGUCGGGCAACAAGGCGAAGGCAGUGGACGUGGCGGAGAAGGCGCUGGCGCUGGCCCAGAGCAUCCAGGACACGAACAUUGAGGCACGCGCUCUCGAGAUCAUCCAAAGGGUCCAGGGCGUGCCGGGCGGGGCGGAGGCGCACCAGGCCGACCCCGGCGCCGAGGGGGCGGCGGACGCGCCCGCGCUGGAGGCGCCAAAGGAGGAGAAGAAGGGCAUGGACCCGGCCCACGUGCAGGAGGUCGUCCUGCGGGAGACGCUGGGGUCCCUGGCCAGCGACGAGGAGGUGUCGCUGGACGUCCCGCUCAUGGAGGCCGGCAUGGACAGCCUCUCCAGCGUGGCCUUCAGGAGUCCGCGGGAGGCAUCCUGUACAUGCACCCAGCACGGCUCCCGGCGAGGGCCGUCCUGGGCCCUGGGCCGGUGCCAGGGCGUGUGCACGGUGCCAGGGCCAGGGCGGCCAGGGCCACGGUCACGGUGACGUUUUGUGUAGCUGUGGAUGCCCUGAGAGAGCCCUCACCUCCGAGGUCCCGUUUUUUUCCAUGUGGGCCCCGCCCCCCCAGACGUCUGGACCACCUCCACAGGACCGUCCUUUUUCGUCCUGGGCUGUGUUUUGCUGGUCCUAGGGGCCCAGCGAGGGCGCCCAGACGCCGAGAACUCCAGCUAGGGGAGACCUCCGUCCUGACUUCUGUUCGACACCUCGGCGGUCUGGGGAAGGAACUCCUUGAACCAGCACCUGGGCAUGAACCUGCCGGCGUCCCUCAUGUUCGACUACCCCUCGCAGCGCUCCAUCAUCGAGCACAUCUGCGAGGUGACCGCGCAGUGAGCCUGGCCACCCGGGCUCUGGGAGCAGGGCCCCCGCAGAGGGCGGGCCCCCAGGUCCGCGCCCAGCGGAGGAGGCGGAGGAGGAGG
Messenger RNA from Prorocentrum cordatum, 3345 nucleotides. The record is from the annotation of a GenBank genome assembly. Lineage: Eukaryota; Dinophyceae; Prorocentrales; Prorocentraceae.